Lathyrus oleraceus (garden pea) is the source of this 687-nucleotide messenger RNA. Its product is annotated as CRIB domain-containing protein RIC4. The record is from RefSeq and is a predicted model, not a curated record. NCBI's taxonomy places the organism in Eukaryota, Viridiplantae, Streptophyta, Magnoliopsida, Fabales, Fabaceae. The coding region runs from base 130 to 546 and encodes 138 amino acids. The transcript is spliced from 3 exons.
UUGAAUCCAAAGGGAGUACCACAUUUGUGUCUUACUAUAUAUAUUGUAGAUGUCAUAUCUCAAUACAAAUGGUUGCAUUUUUUGUUGGAUCAAAUAAUUAAGCUUCCAUUUCAAUUAUCCUAAGAAAGAAUGAGACAAAGAUUGGAAAGGCUUGUCAUUCUUCCUUUCUCCAUUGGUUGUAUCUCUGAGGCCAGUGUUGAUGUUGGUGUUCCACAUCCAAGAAGAUCAAAAUCAGACACUAACUCACCACAUGAUGCAAUAAAAGGACCUAAAGAUGAGGAGGAGGAUUCAGAGAUUUUGUCUGGUGAAAGUAUGAAGAAUUCUUUGAGAGUACUCCUUGAUGUUGUUCCAAAGCCUAACCUUUCCUUCAACAAGUUGUUCAAAGGUUUCAAGAAUUUUUCUCAAUUGUUUGUGGAGAAAGAGGAAUUAGAAGAAGAAAUGGAAAUGGAGAUGGAAAUAGGGUGCCCAACAGACGUUCAACAUGUGACACACAUUGGAUGGGAUGGUGUCACAACCUCAUUUGCUGACCUUCUAUCUCAAUCAUGAAUAAUCAUCUCCCUUCAUGCCUUUUUCUAUUACUUAAUUAAUUCAAAAUUGUAUCAUAUACAUGCUAUAUGAAAAACUAGAAACAUGAAAGUGUGAUUUCAUUGUUGUGGAUAUAUAUAUACAAAUACUAUUUUAUAAGUA